Molecule: messenger RNA, 2373 nt
Organism: Musa acuminata subsp. malaccensis (wild Malaysian banana)
Lineage: Eukaryota; Viridiplantae; Streptophyta; Magnoliopsida; Zingiberales; Musaceae
Source: RefSeq, a predicted model, not a curated record
AUGGACUAUUGCACCAGUAGCACACACCCUGUGCCACGGCACUACUCUUUCGGGCGUUGGCUUACGAGCAUUCUUUUGUUCACGGCGGCAACAACGCCGACGACGAAGGGGUGCGUAGAGGGUGAGAGGGACGCCCUCCUCGACUUCAAAACCGGCAUCGUCAAGGAUCCUUCUAGCAGUUUGUCAUCAUGGCGAGGCCGAGUAGACUGCUGCAGAUGGAGCGGGGUGGUCUGUGACAACAGAACCGGCCAUGUCGUGGAGCUCAACCUCCAGAAUUCCGACCCUUAUAACUAUGAGACGUCUAUCGGAGGUGAGAUCAGACCAUCCUUGCUCCUUCUAACUCAUUUGGAGCGCCUCAACCUCAGCUACAAUGACUUCGGUGGGAUCCAAAUCCCGAAAUUUUUGGGUUCCCUUACCAAGUUGACGUAUCUCGACCUCUCCUGGUCCAACUUCAGCGGAGCCAUUCCGCCCCAGCUGGGCAACCUGUCCAGCCUCCGCUAUCUCGAUCUCAAUUCGGGUGGCUUAUCGACCGAUGGCCUGCACUGGCUCUCGCGUCUCACUUCCUUGAGAUACCUCGACAUGAGCUUUGGGAAUCUUUCCAUGGCCUCCCACAAUUGGCUUCAAGCGGUGAACAUGUUGUCCUCACUGGAGGAGCUACAUUUACAAUACUGUGGCCUCACCGACCUCCCCUCUUCUCUUUCCCAUGUCAACCUCACGACGUUGACCACUCUCGAUCUCUUUGGCAACCUCUUCAACUCCACCAUCCCCAACUGGCUAUGGAAACUCCACAGACUCUCUUAUCUUGAUCUCAGUUUUUCUAUGUUUCAUGGUGCCAUACCCGCUGGGAUUGGAAAUUUGACUGGUCUAAGAGAACUUUAUCUUGGUGUUAAUUCACUUUCAGGUCCCAUACCCACUGAGAUUGGAAUUUGGAAUAGUUUAAAACUUAUCGAUCUGAGUGGAAGACUGACCGAGUCAACGUUGGGGCAUUUCCGUAGCAGUCUCACACGUCCCGUCCAUCAAAAAGUAGGAAAUGAAGAAAGGAUGGAGAAGUCACUUCGAGUCAGUUCGCAGCAGCCGUGGAAGCUUCUUGGAAAGCAGGCGGUGGGGGCCUCGAACCACUUGGCGUCCGGAGUCAAAUUUGACAAGGAUCGGAUUAACUCUAACAGCCUCUCCUAUCUCGCGAUCAGCAAUUCUGAAUCGUAUGGGACCGUACCUGCCGGGUUUGGGAACUUGACUAACUCUAACAGCCUCUCCUAUCUCGCGAUCAGCAAUUCUGAAUCGUAUGGGACCGUACCUGCCUGGUUUGGGAACUUGACUCGUCUCACGCAGCUCGACCUUAGCGGCAACUCGCUUUCCGGUUCCAUACCUGUCGAUCUCUGGAGUUUGGCUAGUCUAACCAUACUUGAUCUCAGCCACAAUUCAUUUACGAGUCCCCUUCUACCUCAAAUCGGGAACACGACAAGUCUGUCGCAGCUAAAUCUCGUCCAGUGCUUCCUUGUUGGUUCCAUCCCUGCCGAGAUUGGGCGCUUGACUAGUCCUACGGAAUUACGCCUCAGCGACAAUUCACUUUCGGGUCGAAUCCCUGCCGAGAUUGGGAAUCUGCAACUUAUGUUUGUCCUCACUGGAGGAGCUAUAUUUACAAGACUGUGGCCUCACCGACCUCCCCCUUCUCUUUCCCUUGUCAACCUCACGACGUUGACCACUCUCGAUCUCAAUGGCAACCUCUUCAACUCCACCUUCCCCAACUGGCUAUGGAAACUCCACAACCUCUCUUAUCUUGAUCUCGGUUUUUCUAUGUUUCAUGGUGCCAUACCCGCUGGGAUUGGAAAUUUGACUGGUCUAAGAGAACUUUAUCUUGGUGAUAAUUCACUUUCAGGUCCCAUACCCACUGAGAUUGGAAUUUGUAAUAGUCUAAAACUUAUCGAUCUGCGUGAUAAUUCAAUCUUUGGACCCAUACCUGCUGGGAUUGGGAAUUUGACUGGUCUAAGAAUGCUUUAUCUUGAUCAUAAUUCACUCUUUGGACCCAUACCUGCUGAGAUUGGGAAUAUGGCUGGUCUAAGAGAGCUUUAUCUUGAUCAUAAUUCACUCUUCGGAGUCAUACCUGCUGGGAUUGGGAAGUUGACUAGUCUAGGAGUGCUUUAUCUUAAUGAUAAUUCACUCUUUGGACCCAUACCUGUUGGGAUUGGGAAUUUGACCGGUCUAGGAGAGCUUUAUCUUAACGAUAAUUCACUUUCAGGUCCCGUACCCAUUGAGAUCGGCAAGCUUUCCAACCUCACCAUUCUUUCUCUCUCUAGUAAUUCCCUAGAGGGCACCAUGAUCAUUGCCAUCGAUCUUUCCCACACUAGAAUUGAGAAUCUUGGAUCUCUCACGUAA